AUGGCAGAAGCAAAGAGUGGAAGACCGCGGGUCUACUUUGACAUCACAAUCGGUGGGAGGAAGCAGGGUCGUAUCGUCUUCGAGCUUUACAACGAUGUCGUACCGAAAACGGCAGAGAACUUCCGUGCUCUCUGCACAGGUGAGAAAGGCAUGGGAAAGCAAGGCAAACCUCUACACUACAAAGGGUCGAUCUUUCACAGAGUCAUCAAGGCGUUCAUGAUCCAGGGCGGCGAUUUUACGAGGUUCAAUGGCACUGGAGGCGAGUCCAUCUACGGCGAGAAGUUCGAGGACGAGAAUUUCGAUCUGAAGCAUGACCGCCCUUUCCUUCUAUCCAUGGCUAACUCCGGGCCUGGUACCAAUGGAUCGCAAUUCUUCAUCACGACUGUUCCCACUCCUCACCUCGACGGCAAGCACGUCGUGUUCGGUGAAGUCAUCAACGGUAAGAACAUUGUGCGCACCAUUGAAAAUCUUCAGUUGCAGGCGGACAAGCCAGUUGGUGGCGAUGUGGUGAUAGCCGAAUGUGGUCAGCUCGAAGGUGAGGCCUAUGCUACAGCCACUCAGAAGGUGACAGAUCCGACCGGCGACCCCUAUGAGGACUACCCAACCGACCAGGGUGAAGGGUUGACGGGAGAGCAAUACUACAAAAUUGCGCUGGACCUCAAAGAAUUUGGCAACAAGGCAUUUAAGGCUGGAGAUGUCGAGACAGGAAUUGAAAAGUACCAGAAGGCGCUCAGAUACCUAAAUGAAUAUCCAGCAGCCAACGACAGUGACCCCAAGGAUCUGCAGAGCAACUUGGACUCCCUGCGGUUCACCCUGCUCAGUAACUCUGCACUUCUCGCCAACAAAGCCAAGCGGUAUGAAGAGGCUCAGAACUGGGCCGGCUAUGCCAUCGAUUCUAUUCCAAAAGACACCAAGGACACCGACAAGGCCAAAGUGUACUUCCGCCGCGCUCAAGCUAGGGUGGCACUGAAGGACCUGGAGGAAGCGCUCAAGGACUACGAGCACGCCGCAAAGUUGGCCCCGGAGGACGCGGCGAUCAAGACCGAGCUGGCCAGGACGAAGAAGACUCUGGCCGACAGCAUCAAGAAGGAGAAGGAGAGUUACAAAAAGUUCUUUACUGGCUGA
Molecule: messenger RNA, 1125 nt
Organism: Cladophialophora psammophila CBS 110553
Lineage: Eukaryota; Fungi; Ascomycota; Eurotiomycetes; Chaetothyriales; Herpotrichiellaceae
Product: peptidyl-prolyl cis-trans isomerase D
Exons: 6
Coding region: 1-1125 (374 amino acids)
Biological process (GO): protein peptidyl-prolyl isomerization; protein folding
Cellular component (GO): intracellular membrane-bounded organelle
Molecular function (GO): protein binding; peptidyl-prolyl cis-trans isomerase activity
Source: RefSeq, a predicted model, not a curated record